This is a messenger RNA of Fusarium vanettenii 77-13-4, 843 nucleotides long. RefSeq lists its product as uncharacterized. NCBI's taxonomy places the organism in Eukaryota, Fungi, Ascomycota, Sordariomycetes, Hypocreales, Nectriaceae. The record is from RefSeq and is a predicted model, not a curated record. The transcript is spliced from 5 exons. The annotation marks the transcript as partial.
AUGAAGGAUCGCACUGCCAGUGUCUACGCCUCAGUCUGUGUGACUCUGCCCUUUGCCACUCUUGCGGUGAUCCUCCGACUUACCGCACGGCCUAUGACCAAAGCCGGCUAUGGUUAUGAUGAUGGAUUAGCUAUACUUGCCUUUGCCGGCGCAGUGGCAUUUUCAACUAUUACGUUGAUAUGGACUCUCUACUAUGGGCUUGGCCGACCCCUCGAGGACGGUCCGAAAAACCUAACCGCUACUGCGACCCUCGAAAAGUCACGGCUGAUGCUAUUCUGCUCGGAGAUAUCCUACUCCUUCUCGAUUGUCUUGUCCCAACUCACCAUCUUGAUGUUCUACUGGAGAGUUUUUAAGUUCUCCAGCAUCCGCAUACCGAUUCAAAUAUUGCUGGGGGCAUCCAUCGUCUGGCUCAUCAUGCGAGUCUGUAUCACGAUAUUCCAGUGCGUGCCGAUUCAAGCUUUCUGGGAUAUCUCGAGCAAAGGUUCAAAAUGCACUGUUAAUGAGUCCGCGUUCUCGUUUGCAACGGUAUUGACGCAUGCUGUGCUUGAUGUCCUCAUUCUGGUUCUUCCGGCGGUCCAGAUUGGGAAACUACGCCUUCGGUAUGGCCAGAAAAUUGCCAUUAUUGCUCUUUUUAUGGUUGGUGUCCUGGUUUGCAUUGCAUCUAUUUUUGUCCUUAUAGAGGUUUUGAGGGCUGAUGCCACAUCAACCGAGAUGCCUUUAGACGUGGCGAUGAGCAUGGUUUGGGCCGUAGUUGAAGUCAACCUCGCUAUUGUUUCUUCUUCCGUUCCAAUGCUCCGACCUCUUUUCCGCAAACUCCUUCCGGGCUCAUUCCUAAGCUCGCAC